AUGUGUGAUGAACUGCUGCUAUCUUUAGAGGUACUUGCUUCUACCAGUAUCAAAAGAAAAAAAUCAUGGUCACAAAUUAUCUGGCUUGGCAAGGAGGAGGAGGAGGCUGAAAGCUUGAUUCUGCUGGAUCCACAGCGUAUCAGCCUCUUGUAUAUUCCUCAUGGACAGACAAAAAAAAAUAUUCCCAAGGUAUCACCACUUGUAGCAGAAAGUCUUCAUGUGAAUGCAUCCAGCAAUAGUGUGUACUUGGUUGGUUUGCUGCAAGAUGGUGUUAUUUUUCUUUGGAAAAAAGAGGUGGAUACUCUCUGGCUAAUCCAAGGACUUCAUCAGUAUGUUGAUGAUUGGGAAACGAAUCAAGCUUCUUACAAAGUUUUUGUUUCAAAUGAUGCUACAAAGAUCUUGGUGGUUGCUGGCAGUGGUCAUGUCUAUGUGUGGCUACUAUCCAUGUUCCAAGCUGAACAUAGUGCAAAGCAACAGAACCUUGAUGGAUGUUGGUAUCCAGUUGAGGUUCCCAUCAAAUUUCGGGGGGUUUUCAAAGAAAGGGACAAACUCUCACUUGCCUCGAGUAUAUUCUUCAGUAAUCAGGUUCUUGGCUGUUGUUGCAACUGUUCUUUUAUGGUUUACACAAAGAAGAAACUGAACAUCGUGACACUUCACUUGAAUUAUCUUACAGCAGCCCUUUCAUCGUCAUCCAGUUUCUACCCAUUUGUAUCUGACUGGAUGUCUAUUGAGUAUGACCAUUUGAAUCUAUCACUAUCUGAUAUGAGGGGACCACCAGUGGCAUCCUAUACACAUGAUGGACAGAUUUUGGCCUUGGCAAUAAACAGGAUUGUCUCAAGCCCAAACAAGAUGCUCUUUUUGUCACCUUUCACAAAUACUUCUGUCAUGUCCAGCAUGAAGAACUAUGAAGAAGAUCGAAGCCAAUCCAUGCAUAUAAGCUACUAUUGGGUUACUGACAUGGCCUGGACUUAUGAUGAUCUGUUUUUAGCCUGUAUCCUUCGAUCUGGCUCUGUCUGUAUAAUGCCCCGUCUGGGAGAACCAAUUCUUCUACAAACAAGUGGACAUUCUGUAGAUAUAGGACCUGCCUAUUUUCUUCCUCUUCACCCAGUCAUUACAGUCAGUGAAAUCACCAACCCACCAACCGGAGCAAAUUCUCUAAAUAUGCAGAAAUUCUCUGUCAGUUCUCACCCACAACUUCCAGUCAUUAUAGUCAGUGAUGGUUUCCUUGUUACUGUCCUAAAGAUCUCACAUAACCUGACUUGCUCUAAUUUGAUUUGUAAUGUUGUACACAAAUCCAGCAAACAAUUGUCUGUCCUUAGCAGAGAGUACAGUCUGGAUCUUUCACAGGCCACAGCUUCUCAGACUCAACUAAAUCAUGAAUAUGAAGCCAACAGAGAGGCUGACCGUACUACCCAGUGGCCAUUUAAGUUUGAAAACCCUAGAUCUUCUCUUUGUUCUCAAGAUGGUGAACUAAGUCCUGCUGAAAAUGAUACUACAUUGAAAAAUAUCGGAGAUGGAAAGAUUGUGUUUGGCAUUGUCCAUUCUAAAAAUGCUGACCCUGUACUUGAUUGUAAUAGACAAAGAACUAACCCAGAAAUACUCAAGAGUGCUUAUUCAAAUUUGCUACUGGCAUGGAAGCUGCAAGUGACAUCUGGCUGCAUAUGGAGCUCAGCUAAAGAAAGAGCUGUCAAGCAGACUUUGCAGAACAUGACCAAGUUGUUCACCAUUCUUUUGGACGUUCCAGAAAUGUCUGAAUGUUUUGAUAAUCAGCAGAAUCCUGGAAAGUCUGGUCUUUUCUGCUUGAUCCGGAUUUUCAAGGAGUUUCUUGAUCUUCUUCGUUUUGAUUUUCUUUUCCAAAGGUUUGUCAGCAUUAUUGCCACUUUUGUCCAUAAAACAAUCAAGUUGAUUCUUUGUAGUGAGAAACUUGCACAAUUUGAUCCUCCUCUCAAAACCUUACUUGGCUGUGAAGCUUUACUGCAGUUCAGCACUCAGAGUAUGAAGAAAGUGUAUACUUGGUCACCAAAAUACUUCCCAUCAGCAGCAGAUAUCGAUGUGGAGCCUGAGUCAGAAGACAAUAGCUGGUAUGAACCAAUGAAGAAAAAUGAAGAAAGGUCUGAUGUGGAGAAAAGAAAUUCUUUCAGGGAUAAUUUUUCCAUACAGGACAUAUUCUGUCUUCACGAGUUGCUUCCUACUUGGCGUCUGCUGAUGAAACAUGCAAAGAUGAAAGCAGCAGAAAUUCGUAACAUCAGCAAUGGAACAGAUGAGGGUCUCCAUGACUCUGAGGAAAAAGGACACACUCAGAUACUUGUGCAGUUGUUUCAAAGACUUAAUACCCGUCUCUUCUCCAGGAGUUCCAGUAUGCAGGAUAUUAAGAAAAAGCCUAGGCCUAUCAGCAAAGGAGAUCACUACAGUUUGGAAUCCAUGUACACUCUGGCUGAGGAUGCUUGGAAAGAGCAACUGGUGGCAAUGAAAGGUUCAAGUGAUACUAAGUGCAACAUUUUGCAUUCUCUUCUCUACACCUACUUACUGAGAGGUCAACUGACCAAAGCCAUGGAGAUGGUUGAAACAUUGAUAGUCAAAGGAGAUGUGUCUGCACUGACAACUGAAGAUGUCAAUUCAUCUGUUGAUUCUAUCACUCCCCUGUUCUUCACUGUCAUCAAUUCUUCGCAGUCAGCUCAGGGAGAAAAGGUCCCUUGUAUCAAGGAUCCAGCAAUUCGUCAGGUUGUCCAGUCCCUUGCUCGAUUUAUGACAUUGUACUUUUGCAACAAACAACUCUUCAUAUUUCCUCCAAAUUCACCAUCUCCAAUUCCAGUAGUGUAUAAAGCAGAACAGCCAGACUUGACUGAGAGAAUUAUACCUAAAUACCAACAGGACAUCACUUCAGUAAUUACAUCCAGUGGCCUUGACAACAUCUGGACAGUUGAUCGAUGCAUGGAAUAUCUUUUGCUCACUGGGCUUGUACCUGAAGCAGCAUGGUUUGCAGAAAGAAUAGGAGACUGGAAAGCAACCCUCAUUAUUUCAGCUGCUUAUCUUAAACACAAGGUUAUGUUCCCUGAUGUCUAUAGGAGUGAAUCUAUGGAAUUAGUUCUCCCAGAUGACCUGAGACCCUUUGCCAUUCUACAAAAGAAGCUAACAACCUUACUGCACUUUCAAAAUGGUACUAGCACUGUGGGAACUGGACAAGAACUAACCAAAGAUAUAUUUAAUGUACAUGAUGAAAACUGUCUCCAGCAACUGACCACUACACUGACCAGUGUGUUCACUGCUGGCAUUUUGUGUGAUGUUGAUGUGGUUAGUUGGCUUUUUCCUGCUCUGGUUGACUCCCUGAAAGAAUUAGUACAAACUUUCUCAGCUAAUGUCCCAGCUGAGUUCCACUUGCCUGCUCCGCCAUAUUACUUGUGGCAGCCCACAGACACAAUUCAGCUUGAUUCAUCUGAACUAAAGACUCCUUUUAUGAGAGAGAAAGAAUGUCGACACAGUGCUUCAACUUUAGUGCGGCUGAUCUUAGCUGUUCUGCAGUCAUCUAAGUUGGCCCUGCCCCUUAUCAGGUGGUACAUCCUACAACUGCGUAAGAUAUACAAGAAAGUAAUUGGAAAAUUUGAAAAUGAUAUAGAUGGACCAGUGACACAACUGCCUGAUUUUCUGGAGAAUUUAGGUGAGAUGAAGUUCAGUCUGAGUGGCCUUUCAUCCACUUAUGAAGAAGUGUCCACUGUGUUGGCAUCAUUUCGCAGUUUUUGUGCCUUACUUUGGUUUCUACAUGUCCGUGAUAAUGUCUCAAGUUACAACAGACAACGAAGAGCCUAUGUGGAAAAUCAUUCUAUUAAAAUUACCAAGAAUCAUGAUGAGCACUGGUCUAACCUUUGCCAUGAAAAUCUCAUCUGGGCUGUCCAUUUCCUCCCUUUCAGCCAUUUCUUGCAUGAAGAAAAAUGGCCAUACAAAGUCCUGUUAUCACUGUUGGCUGAAAUCCCUGCCUCUGUUCAUACAGCUCAAAUCCUUGCUACCCACUGUUACAACACGGAUGAGUUGGAUCCAGAAGUACAAGAGACACUUGAAGUUCUGCUCAAACUCUCUUUUCGUUCGCCUUCAACCAAAUCUCAGACUCAGUUGCAGAAAAGUUUGAUUAAAAAUGUUAAAAAGCAGAAGAAAACAGCUUGGGAUUCUCUAUCUUCCCAUGAUGAAGAUCAAAUGAAACAGGCUUAUGAACAAAUCUUACAGACCAUUGAUGAAAUCAAUUCUACAACUGAUGAUUUGGAUGCAACAAAUUUACCUGAGCUGGAAAUCUCGGAUCGACCUCAAACAGAAAUUAGUAGCCAGUUGUUAACUACUGGCAAUAGUAUUACUCUGUCUCACCUGAUAGACACGGCCACAUUUACUAAUAGUGUCUUGUCAGAGAGCAGACAGUCUGCUGGAUCAGAAACAGUGGAUGUUUCAUUCAAGAGUCAAGCAGUAUCUCACGGUAUGCAGAUGAAACAAAAAAAGAGGCAAACUCGUUCAGUGAGAUCAGAUACUAUGUCCACAAACAAGGAGACAGGAGAAUCCAUUGUUCAGGUUAACUAUCAAGAAGGGAAUAUACAACGGAUUCUGCAGCAUGAAAUUCAAAAGUUGAUAACCGUUCAGAAUGAACGUCUUCUGUCUGUGAUGGGGGCCAUGUUAAAUACAGAUCCUAUUUUGAAAAGGCAAGAAAUAUUACCUAGCCAAGAUGAACUGACAGUACUGCCUGAGAAACGGCAUUAUAAACAGAAAGAAACUGCUGUACAAAAUUCAAAGGAGGAAUCUGAAAAUCUUCAAGAAAAACCCCCACUGCCUUUACAAUCAGCAGAUUCAAAAUCACUUAUAUCUAACUCUGUACAACCAAAAGUUACUGAUGAGACACCAGUUAACAAUGAAGAGUCUUUUACCAACCAAAUAGACCAUGGCUUUAUUAUGAGACCAGGUGCCUUUGAUAAUUACUUGAAGCUUGGUGCUCAACUGGGAGUUCCAACUGAAAACUAUGCAAAUAUUCAACAUGACUUAGCAACAAGGUUGCAAAGAUUACGACAUGAAUCCAAAAAGGUUGAUUUCAGUACAAUGACAAAAGAAAUGUGUGAUGCGAGUAUGGAGACUGAUCCAGUCAUGGAAGAACAAGCACGUACAGCUGAAGCUGCAACCUCCAUCACUAAAGACACAGGUUGUGAUCCAGUAAUAGAGGCAAUGAUGGCAUAUAAUCGAGUUGUACAAGGCAGUUUUCUGGCACCAGAUAUUUACCUAAAGCUACAUUCUAAUGACGCCAAAGAGGUCCACAAACAAGUGCCUGAAAUUGUUGACAAAAGCACAAAAGAAAAGGAUGAAAGUACAAAGCUCACAUUUCUAAAUGUUGUAGACAUUCCUUGUUCAGUUGUGAUGUCAAAAAAUACCCCAACUUUAGCUGCAAAUGAAAUUACACAGCCUCAAGUAACAACCACACUUGAAUCCCUUUCAUUGUUUUCUAAGCCACCACAUAAGGAAACUCAACCAAUGCUAUUAAACUCAGACAUAAACCAACAUGUUACAGAAGCUUGGGUAGAUAAGGAAGCCAUCUCUAUAAAAGAAUCUUCUAAAAUGUCAGUUCCACAAAUGCAGGUGUCUUCAUCUCCAGAUUUAUCACCAGAGGUUACAGACCCACUUGUGCCUUCUUCAGUAACUGACAAGGGUGUUGGUCUGCUGAAAUCAAAUCCUAAAUUAAGAAAGACAACUGAGAAAAAAGAACCUGUAAGAUUCAGAUUUUUAGAAAAUUAUACCAAAUCUAAGAAUCUCCAAGAGUCUUCAAAGGAUUCUCUAUUCAAAGAACUGCGACAUAUGGACCACCAGAUUGCCCUGAUGGAUGAGCUUGCAUUGAAAAUGGAGGAGGAGUGCCAUCGAACAAAACUGUUUUCUCAUCGUAUGGAUGCUCUGAUUGCAUUGGAACCUGAAUUGGGAGGCACUCUGGAUCAGGAUGCAGCAGUAAUUCCUGAAAAAAGUUCCCAGAUUUCCAGAUUUUCAUCCUCUCCUUACCAUUCAAAACCUCCUCCUUCACCAUCUGACAAAUCACAAACUACACAGUGGACUGUACCUGCAACAUCUGGUAAAAAAAACAGCCAGCAACUUGAUUCAAAGGUACCUGAGACUAAGAACCAAGUCCUGGUGCCUCAUUUGAGUACCCAGCCUCCCACCCAGAGAAAGAGUUUGCACUCUGAUACUGACCAAAUCAAGAACCAGAAGGCAGAAGAAAUAAUGAAUCUGUCAGCCCUCAGUGGUGUUAGUGAUAUUAUUGCUGACCUCAUAGGCAAGGGAGAUAUUAAUUUGACAGAUGUUGGCCUCAUGCCGGAAGACAUUGAACAGUUUACAGACAAAAUAUCAACAAGGCCAUUGAAUAAUAACCACAUGAUGCAAAUGAGCCUUGAAAAACUUACCCAGAUGGCACGUGAGAGUGAGGCUAACAACAACAACAACAACAACAUUGACCAACGGCAGGAAUUACGGCAACUGAUGAGUCACAGACAAAACCAGAAUCGUCAAGAAUACCAAAACAAGCAGGAAAUACUAGCUCAAGAGAAACAGCUGUUUUCCAAGAAGCAGCAACCAAUGCCAAGUGGAAAAAUUGAAAAGGAAAUGAAGUCUCGUCAGGAAAACAGGAAGGAAUUACAACAUGAAAACUGGGACAGAAGGGUUGUUGAUGCUGAAAAAUUGAUCCUGAAUUUUAAAAUUGAUCAAGAACAGGCCAAAAUGCGAAUCUCUCCCUCUUCAUCACCACGUAAUGCAAAGAAAUCUUCAAAUGUGUUCUCAAAGAGGAAAAAGACCAUAUCACAGACUACAACAAGGCUUCCAUUGCAGGAGAAAAAUUUUACAUCUACUCGGACCAUUACUCACUCUGCGUUUUUCAGAGAGCAGCAGAAAGCAGAAAACUUUGAGCUUGCUGAGAUGAGAGAUUUAGAUCUGGAGUCAACAGAAUAUGACUUCAUGAAUAUUGAGCACCCUCGUUCUGAUAUACCUCAGCCAAAUUUGCAGUUAACGUGUACUUCAGACCCGGUCCUAGCUCAUGCUGACCAUUGUGGUUCUCCUUCAAAGGAAAUUCAGAAGACAAAUCCUGCCCAGCGGCCAUAUCAGGAGAUUGUCCGCCUACAACGACCUGAAAUAACACGGAAAGCUUUGGUCAAAGACCAGAAGCCAUAUGUAGAAAGGCUGAAAGAAAUUACAAAAAAAAAUCUCCAAUCUCCACGAUCCAUCGACAAGCAGAAGCUUUAUGAAGGCAAAAAAAUGCCAACUGUUCAGGCAGAAACUCUUGUCAUUCAACGUGAAGUUAAAAGUUACUCUGAACGCCUGCAGGAGAUAAAGAGAUGUGCUAAGAGGGAUGAGAGUACACCAAUUGUUCCCCAACAGCUAUGUAAACCUCCAAAUGCUUCCAUGCCAAUUGCUGGAACUACAAAGAUGUCACAAAAAAUCCCCCGACACCAACCUGUACCUUAUGUUGAACGUCUCCGUCAACUUUCUAACAGAGGAACAUAUACUGCACAAGAUCGCUUGCCUAUGACAACAAUUACCCUAAAGCGAACCCCAACUCAGCGGCGCCAUACAGGUCCCCCUCAUAAGCCAAAGACAUAUGUACAACAGUUACAAGCAGUGAAUGCAGCUGCCAAGUUUAAACAAGAUUCUACUUCUUCAAUGCUGAAAAUAACCAAAGAACGAACUUCCAGUCGUCGACAUCCUUAUCCUUACAGUUUUUCUGAUGGGAGGUCCACAGCAGAUGUUGAUAGUGUCUCUGAUAUAAGUGAAUGGAUAUUGGAUGAUAAAAUCAAAGAUAUUUUGUAUGGAAAUCAAGAGAUUGAAGAUGCCACUACCAGAAGAUUGUCAGAAUCAGGGUCUGAUUAUUAUGAUGAAUUGUUUUCUAACUCGGCAAGACAAGUGGAAUCAUUUUGUGUUACCUCUACCGUCAACUCAGAUGAUGUCUCCAGCCAUAUUGAUUGGGUGUCUCUAGAGAAAGGCUUAACUGAGCAAAUGAAUGACACUGAUCCUCAAACCUAG
Molecule: messenger RNA, 8016 nt
Organism: Acanthosepion pharaonis
Lineage: Eukaryota; Metazoa; Mollusca; Cephalopoda; Sepiida; Sepiidae
Source: the annotation of a GenBank genome assembly